Molecule: messenger RNA, 12015 nt
Organism: Closterium sp. Naga37s-1
Lineage: Eukaryota; Viridiplantae; Streptophyta; Zygnematophyceae; Desmidiales; Closteriaceae
Source: the annotation of a GenBank genome assembly
AUGGACGGAUCAAGGCCAGAAGCCGGGAGACGGCGGCAGCAGCAGGAAGAGACCCUUCUGUCGCCGCUUCUGUCGCCGCGUUUGUCGCCGAUUAGACAGCUAGCGGGCGACGGCGUCGCACGGCCGCUUCAGCGAUUCCCUCAGGUGCUUUCCCUUCGAAGCGCGAUCGCGGAGAGCGCAAAGGAGGAGGAGGAGGACCAUCCAUGGCUGGAGAAGAGUUUCCGUGGCGCCGCGAAUGGCGCCGCGAAAGGCGCAUCUGGUGACACGUCAGCAGCGGCGGAAGAGGCGGAUCCGACGGAGCUGAGCAGCGUGCCCGACGAUUGCCUGAUCCUGAUUUUCCGGAAGCUGUCCUCGGCUGAUCUGAACCGUUGCUCCCUCGUGUGCCCACGCUGGGGAGGAGUGAGAAACGGGGAGGAGUGGGUGGAGGAGAGGGGAGGGGGCACUGGGAAGGGGGAAAAGGGAGGACGAAGGGCAACAACAAUACCAUCACGUUCCGUUGUUCCGUUGUGCCCCUUUCUCCUUUUCCUUAUUCCCCUCCCUCGUCGUCUUUCCCCCUUUCAACCCUCUUCAUCCCUUUUCCACCCCUCUCCUUCCCCCCUCCACCUCCCUCCAUCCCUCUCCACCCCUCUCCACCCCACCCCACGCCUCUCCAUCCUCCACCACCCCUCCCCCUACAGUCUCGACGCGUCCUCUCGUACGCGCAUGGCUCUGCGCGCCUCCUUCCACCUCUCCCCCCUCCUCCCCGCGCUCCUCCUCCGCUUCUCCGCCCUCCAGCGCCUCACCCUCCGCUGCGACCACCCCCCACCCGCCCUCCUCGCGCCCGCGGGGGAAGUUGGAAGCAGCAGCGCGAGGGGGGGCGGCGGCGGAAGAGAGGGCGCGGGCGGGGCAGGCGGGGGGGGGGACUACCAGUAUUAUCACUAUCAGCAGGCGCAUCAGAUGGGGGGAGGCGGAGGCGGAGGCGGAGGGGGGGGGUAUGCGGGCGGGUAUGUGUGUGGGGGGAUGGGGAGGAAACCCAACCCGGCGAGGAGCAUAGGGGAUACGAGUCUACAGCUCAUAGCUCGCUCUCUGCCCCACCUCAAGAAGUUGGAUUUGCGCAACUGCCUCGAGGUGACAGACGCGGGCAUGGAGGCAAUUGCGCGCUCGUGCACGGGGCUGCACAAGUUUGUGGCGGACAAUUACCGGUUCGGCGGCAAGGGCAUUGCGGCGCUGCUGCUGCACUGCACUGAGCUGAACGACCUGACUCUUGUGCACAGUGCCAUUGAGGAGCGUGGGAGAAAUGUCUGUGCAGGCGCAUCAAACACAGUUUCUCUCCCCUGCCAGUGCGAGUCAGCCUCUCCCCCAUGCCCGCACCCUUUUCCCUGCUUCCCUCCCUCUGUUCUUCUCUCCCUUUUCCCUGCUUCCCUCCCUCUGUUCUUCCCUCCCUUUUCCCUGCUUCCCUCCCUCUGUUCUGCUCUCCCUUUUCCCUGCUUACCUCCCUCUGUUCUUCUCUCCCUUUUCCCUGCUUCCCUCCCUCUGUUCUUCUCUCCCUUUUCCCUGCUUCCCUCCCUCUGUUCUUCUCUCCCUUUUCCCUGCUUCCCUCCCUCUGUUCUUCUCUCCCUUUUCCCUGCUUCCCUCCCUCUGUUCUUCUCUCCCUUUUCCCUGCUUCCCUCCCUCUGUUCUUCUCUCCCUUUUCCCUGCUUCCCUCCCUCUGUUCUUCUCUCCCUUUUCCCUGCUUCCCUCCCUCUGUUCUUCUCUCCCUUUUCCCUGCUUCCCUCCCUCUGUUCUUCUCUCCCUUUCCCCUGCUUCCCUCCCUCUGUUCUUCUCUCCCUUUCCCUGCUUCCCUCCCUCUGUUCUUCUCUCCCUUUUCCCUGCUUCCCUCCCUCUGUUCUUCUCUCCCUUUUCCCUGCUUCCCUCCCUCUGUUCUUCUCUCCCUUUUCCCUGCUUCCCUCCCUCUGUUCUUCUCUCCCUUUUCCCUGCUUCCCUCCCUCUGUUCUUCUCUCCCUUUUCCCUGCUUCCCUCCCUCUGUUCUUCUCUCCCUUUUCCCUGCUUCCCUCCCUCUGUUCUUCUCUCCCUUUUCCCUGCUUCCCUCCCUCUGUUCUUCUCUCCCUUUUCCCUGCUUCCCUCCCUCUGUUCUUCUCUCCCUUUUCCCUGCUUCCCUCCCUCUGUUCUUCUCUCCCUUUUCCCUGCUUCCCUCCCUCUGUUCUUCUCUCCCUUUUCCCUGCUUCCCUCCCUCUGUUCUUCUCUCCCUUUUCCCCUGCUUCCCUCCCUCUGUUCUUCUCUCCCUUUUCCCUGCUUCCCUCCCUCUGUUCUUCUCUCCCUUUUCCCUGCUUCCCUCCCUCUGUUCUUCUCUCCCUUUUCCCUGCUUCCCUCCCUCUGUUCUUCUCUCCCUUUUCCCUGCUUCCCUCCCUCUGUUCUUCUCUCCCUUUUCCCUGCUUCCCUCCCUCUGUUCUUCUCUCCCUUUUCCCUGCUUCCCUCCCUCUGUUCUUCUCUCCCUUUUCCCUGCUUCCCUCCCUCUGUUCUUCUCUCCCUUUUCCCUGCUUCCCUCCCUCUGUUCUUCUCUCCCUUUUCCCUGCUUCCCUCCCUCUGUUCUUCUCUCCCUUUUCCCUGCUUCCCUCCCUCUGUUCUUCUCUCCCUUUUCCCUGCUUCCCUCCCUCUGUUCUUCUCUCCCUUUUCCCUGCUUCCCUCCCUCUGUUCUUCUCUCCCUUUUCCCUGCUUCCCUCCCUCUGUUCUUCUCUCCCUUUUCCCUGCUUCCCUCCCUCUGUUCUUCUCUCCCUUUUCCCUGCUUCCCUCCCUCUGUUCUUCUCUCCCUUUUCCCUGCUUCCCUCCCUCUGUUCUUCUCUCCCUUUUCCCUGCUUCCCUCCCUCUGUUCUUCUCUCCCUUUUCCCUGCUUCCCUCCCUCUGUUCUUCUCUCCCUUUUCCCUGCUUCCCUCCCUCUGUUCUUCUCUCCUUUUCCCUGCUUCCCUCCCUCUGUUCUUCUCUCCCUUUUCCCCUGCUUCCCUCCCUCUGUUCUUCUCUCCCUUUUCCCUGCUUCCCUCCCUCUGUUCUUCUCUCCCUUUUCCCUGCUUCCCUCCCUCUGUUCUUCUCUCCCUUUUCCCUGCUUCCCUCCCUCUGUUCUUCUCUCCCUUUUCCCUGCUUCCCUCCCUCUGUUCUUCUCUCCCUUUUCCCUGCUUCCCUCCCUCUGUUCUUCUCUCCCUUUCCCUGCUUCCCUCCCUCUGUUCUUCUCUCCCUUUUCCCUGCUUCCCUCCCUCUGUUCUUCUCUCCCUUUUCCCUGCUUCCCUCCCUCUGUUCUUCUCUCCCUUUUCCCUGCUUCCCUCCCUCUGUUCUUCUCUCCCUUUUCCCUGCUUCCCUCCCUCUGUUCUUCUCUCCCUUUUCCCUGCUUCCCUCCCUCUGUUCUUCUCUCCCUUUUCCCUGCUUCCCUCCCUCUGUUCUUCUCUCCCUUUUCCCUGCUUCCCUCCCUCUGUUCUUCUCUCCCUUUUCCCUGCUUCCCUCCCUCUGUUCUUCUCUCCCUUUUCCCUGCUUCCCUCCCUCUGUUCUUCUCUCCCUUUCCCUGCUUCCCUCCCUCUGUUCUUCUCUCCCUUUUCCCUGCUUCCCUCCCUCUGUUCUUCUCUCCCUUUCCCUGCUUCCCUCCCUCUGUUCUUCUCUCCCUUUUCCCUGCUUCCCUCCCUCUGUUCUUCUCUCCCUUUUCCCUGCUUCCCUCCCUCUGUUCUUCUCUCCCUUUUCCCUGCUUCCCUCCCUCUGUUCUUCUCUCCCUUUUCCCUGCUUCCCUCCCUCUGUUCUUCUCUCCCUUUUCCCUGCUUCCCUCCCUCUGUUCUUCUCUCCCUUUUCCCUGCUUCCCUCCCUCUGUUCUUCUCUCCCUUUUCCCUGCUUCCCUCCCUCUGUUCUUCUCUCCCUUUCCCUGCUUCCCUCCCUCUGUUCUUCUCUCCCUUUUCCCUGCUUCCCUCCCUCUGUUCUUCUCUCCCUUUUCCCUGCUUCCCUCCCUCUGUUCUUCUCUCCCUUUUCCCUGCUUCCCUCCCUCUGUUCUUCUCUCCCUUUUCCCUGCUUCCCUCCCUCUGUUCUUCUCUCCCUUUUCCCUGCUUCCCUCCCUCUGUUCUUCUCUCCCUUUUCCCUGCUUCCCUCCCUCUGUUCUUCUCUCCCUUUUCCCUGCUUCCCUCCCUCUGUUCUUCUCUCCCUUUUCCCUGCUUCCCUCCCUCUGUUCUUCUCUCCCUUUUCCCUGCUUCCCUCCCUCUGUUCUUCUCUCCCUUUUCCCUGCUUCCCUCCCUCUGUUCUUCUCUCCCUUUUCCCUGCUUCCCUCCCUCUGUUCUUCUCUCCCUUUUCCCUGCUUCCCUCCCUCUGUUCUUCUCUCCCUUUUCCCUGCUUCCCUCCCUCUGUUCUUCUCUCCCUUUUCCCUGCUUCCCUCCCUCUGUUCUUCUCUCCCUUUUCCCUGCUUCCCUCCCUCUGUUCUUCUCUCCCUUUUCCCUGCUUCCCUCCCUCUGUUCUUCUCUCCCUUUUCCUGCUUCCCUCCCUCUGUUCUUCUCUCCCUUUUCCCUGCUUCCCUCCCUCUGUUCUUCUCUCCCUUUUCCCUGCUUCCCUCCCUCUGUUCUUCUCUCCCUUUUCCCUGCUUCCCUCCCUCUGUUCUUCUCUCCCUUUUCCCUGCUUCCCUCCCUCUGUUCUUCUCUCCCUUUCCCUGCUUCCCUCCCUCUGUUCUUCUCUCCCUUUUCCCUGCUUCCCUCCCUCUGUUCUUCUCUCCCUUUCCCUGCUUCCCUCCCUCUGUUCUUCUCUCCCUUUUCCCUGCUUCCCUCCCUCUGUUCUUCUCUCCCUUUUCCCUGCUUCCCUCCCUCUGUUCUUCUCUCCCUUUUCCCUGCUUCCCUCCCUCUGUUCUUCUCUCCCUUUUCCCUGCUUCCCUCCCUCUGUUCUUCUCUCCCUUUUCCCUGCUUCCCUCCCUCUGUUCUUCUCUCCCUUUUCCCUGCUUCCCUCCCUCUGUUCUUCUCUCCCUUUUCCCUGCUUCCCUCCCUCUGUUCUUCUCUCCCUUUUCCCUGCUUCCCUCCCUCUGUUCUUCUCUCCCUUUUCCCUGCUUCCCUCCCUCUGUUCUUCUCUCCCUUUCCCUGCUUCCCUCCCUCUGUUCUUCUCUCCCUUUUCCCUGCUUCCCUCCCUCUGUUCUUCUCUCCCUUUUCCCUGCUUCCCUCCCUCUGUUCUUCUCUCCCUUUUCCCUGCUUCCCUCCCUCUGUUCUUCUCUCCCUUUUCCCUGCUUCCCUCCCUCUGUUCUUCUCUCCCUUUUCCCUGCUUCCCUCCCUCUGUUCUUCUCUCCCUUUUCCCUGCUUCCCUCCCUCUGUUCUUCUCUCCCUUUUCCCUGCUUCCCUCCCUCUGUUCUUCUCUCCCUUUCCCUGCUUCCCUCCCUCUGUUCUUCUCUCCCUUUUCCCUGCUUCCCUCCCUCUGUUCUUCUCUCCCUUUUCCCUGCUUCCCUCCCUCUGUUCUUCUCUCCCUUUUCCCUGCUUCCCUCCCUCUGUUCUUCUCUCCCUUUUCCCUGCUUCCCUCCCUCUGUUCUUCUCUCCCUUUUCCCUGCUUCCCUCCCUCUGUUCUUCUCUCCCUUUUCCCUGCUUCCCUCCCUCUGUUCUUCUCUCCCUUUCCCCUGCUUCCCUCCCUCUGUUCUUCUCUCCCUUUUCCCUGCUUCCCUCCCUCUGUUCUUCUCUCCCUUUUCCCUGCUUCCCUCCCUCUGUUCUUCUCUCCCUUUUCCCUGCUUCCCUCCCUCUGUUCUUCUCUCCCUUUUCCCUGCUUCCCUCCCUCUGUUCUUCUCUCCCUUUCCCUGCUUCCCUCCCUCUGUUCUUCUCUCCCUUUCCCUGCUUCCCUCCCUCUGUUCUUCUCUCCCUUUUCCCUGCUUCCCUCCCUCUGUUCUUCUCUCCCUUUUCCCUGCUUCCCUCCCUCUGUUCUUCUCUCCCUUUUCCCUGCUUCCCUCCCUCUGUUCUUCUCUCCCUUUUCCCUGCUUCCCUCCCUCUGUUCUUCUCUCCCUUUUCCCUGCUUCCCUCCCUCUGUUCUUCUCUCCCUUUUCCCUGCUUCCCUCCCUCUGUUCUUCUCUCCCUUUUCCCUGCUUCCCUCCCUCUGUUCUUCUCUCCCUUUUCCCUGCUUCCCUCCCUCUGUUCUUCUCUCCCUUUUCCCUGCUUCCCUCCCUCUGUUCUUCUCUCCCUUUUCCCUGCUUCCCUCCCUCUGUUCUUCUCUCCCUUUUCCCUGCUUCCCUCCCUCUGUUCUUCUCUCCCUUUUCCCUGCUUCCCUCCCUCUGUUCUUCUCUCCCUUUCCCUGCUUCCCUCCCUCUGUUCUUCUCUCCCUUUUCCCUGCUUCCCUCCCUCUGUUCUUCUCUCCCUUUUCCCUGCUUCCCUCCCUCUGUUCUUCUCUCCCUUUUCCCUGCUUCCCUCCCUCUGUUCUUCUCUCCCUUUUCCCUGCUUCCCUCCCUCUGUUCUUCUCUCCCUUUUCCCUGCUUCCCUCCCUCUGUUCUUCUCUCCCUUUUCCCUGCUUCCCUUCCCCUGUCUCCUCUCCCUUCCUGCUUCCUCCCUCUUCUCUCCCUUUUCCCUGCUUCCCUCCCUCUGUUCUUCUCUCCCUUUUCCCUGCUUCCCUCCCUCUGUUCUUCUCUCCCUUUUCCCUGCUUCCCUCCCUCUGUUCUUCUCUCCCUUUUCCCUGCUUCCCUCCCUCUGUUCUUCUCUCCCUUUUCCCUGCUUCCCUCCCUCUGUUCUUCUCUCCCUUUUCCCUGCUUCCCUCCCUCUGUUCUUCUCUCCCUUUUCCCUGCUUCCCUCCCUCUGUUCUUCUCUCCCUUUUCCCUGCUUCCCUCCCUCUGUUCUUCUCUCCCUUUUCCCUGCUUCCCUCCCUCUGUUCUUCUCUCCCUUUUCCCUGCUUCCCUCCCUCUGUUCUUCUCUCCCUUUUCCCUGCUUCCCUCCCUCUGUUCUUCUCUCCCUUUUCCCUGCUUCCCUCCCUCUGUUCUUCUCUCCCUUUUCCCUGCUUCCCUCCCUCUGUUCUUCUCUCCCUUUUCCCUGCUUCCCUCCCUCUGUUCUUCUCUCCUUUUCCCUGCUUCCCUCCCUCUGUUCUUCUCCUCCCCCUUCUUCUCUCCCUUUUCCCUGCUUCCCUCCCUCUGUUCUUCUCUCCCUUUUCCCUGCUUCCCUCCCUCUGUUCUUCUCUCCCUUUUCCCUGCUUCCCUCCCUCUGUUCUUCUCUCCCUUUUCCCUGCUUCCCUCCCUCUGUUCUUCUCUCCCUUUUCCCUGCUUCCCUCCCUCUGUUCUUCUCUCCCUUUUCCCUGCUUCCCUCCCUCUGUUCUUCUCUCCCUUUUCCCUGCUUCCCUCCCUCUGUUCUUCUCUCCCUUUUCCCUGCUUCCCUCCCUCUGUUCUUCUCUCCCUUUUCCCUGCUUCCCUCCCUCUGUUCUUCUCUCCCUUUUCCCUGCUUCCCUCCCUCUGUUCUUCUCUCCCUUUUCCCUGCUUCCCUCCCUCUGUUCUUCUCUCCCUUUUCCCUGCUUCCCUCCCUCUGUUCUUCUCUCCCUUUUCCCUGCUUCCCUCCCUCUGUUCUUCUCUCCCUUUUCCCUGCUUCCCUCCCUCUGUUCUUCUCUCCCUUUCCCUGCUUCCCUCCCUCUGUUCUUCUCUCCCUUUUCCCUGCUUCCCUCCCUCUGUUCUUCUCUCCCUUUUCCCUGCUUCCCUCCCUCUGUUCUUCUCUCCCUUUUCCCUGCUUCCCUCCCUCUGUUCUUCUCUCCCUUUUCCCUGCUUCCCUCCCUCUGUUCUUCUCUCCCUUUUCCCUGCUUCCCUCCCUCUGUUCUUCUCUCCCUUUUCCCUGCUUCCCUCCCUCUGUUCUUCUCUCCCCCUUUCCCCUGCUUCCCUCCCUCUGUUCUUCUCUCCCUUUUCCCUGCUUCCCUCCCUCUGUUCUUCUCUCCCUUUUCCCUGCUUCCCUCCCUCUGUUCUUCUCUCCCUUUUCCCUGCUUCCCUCCCUCUGUUCUUCUCUCCCUUUUCCCUGCUUCCCUCCCUCUGUUCUUCUCUCCCUUUUCCCUGCUUCCCUCCCUCUGUUCUUCUCUCCCUUUUCCCUGCUUCCCUCCCUCUGUUCUUCUCUCCCUUUUCCCUGCUUCCCUCCCUCUGUUCUUCUCUCCCUUUUCCCUGCUUCCCUCCCUCUGUUCUUCUCUCCCUUUUCCCUGCUUCCCUCCCUCUGUUCUUCUCUCCCUUUUCCUGCUUCCCUCCCUCUGUUCUUCUCUCCCUUUUCCCUGCUUCCCUCCCUCUGUUCUUCUCUCCCUUUUCCCUGCUUCCCUCCCUCUGUUCUUCUCUCCCUUUUCCCUGCUUCCCUCCCUCUGUUCUUCUCUCCCUUUUCCCUGCUUCCCUCCCUCUGUUCUUCUCUCCCUUUUCCCUGCUUCCCUCCCUCUGUUCUUCUCUCCCUUUUCCCUGCUUCCCUCCCUCUGUUCUUCUCUCCCUUUUCCCUGCUUCCCUCCCUCUGUUCUUCUCUCCCUUUUCCCUGCUUCCCUCCCUCUGUUCUUCUCUCCCUUUUCCCUGCUUCCCUCCCUCUGUUCUUCUCUCCCUUUUCCCUGCUUCCCUCCCUCUGUUCUUCUCUCCCUUUUCCCUGCUUCCCUCCCUCUGUUCUUCUCUCCCUUUUCCCUGCUUCCCUCCCUCUGUUCUUCUCCUCCCUUUUCCCUGCUUCCCUCCCUCUGUUCUUCUCUCCCUUUUCCCUGCUUCCCUCCCUCUGUUUUCUCUCCCUUUUCCCUGCUUCCCUCCCUGUCUUCUCUCCUUUCCCUGCUUCCCUCCCUCUGUUCUUCUCUCCCUUUUCCCUGCUUCCCUCCCUCUGUUCUUCUCUCCCUUUUCCCUGCUUCCCUCCCUCUGUUCUUCUCUCCCUUUUCCCUGCUUCCCUCCCUCUGUUCUUCUCUCCCUUUUCCCUGCUUCCCUCCCUCUGUUCUUCUCUCCCUUUUCCCUGCUUCCCUCCCUCUGUUCUUCUCUCCCUUUUUCCCUGCUUCCUCCCUCUGUUCUUCUCUCCCUUUUCCCUGCUUCCCUCCCUCUGUUCUUCUCUCCCUUUUCCCUGCUUCCCUCCCUCUGUUCUUCUCUCCCUUUUCCCUGCUUCCCUCCCUCUGUUCUUCUCUCCCUUUUCCCUGCUUCCCUCCCUCUGUUCUUCUCUCCCUUUUCCCUGCUUCCCUCCCUCUGUUCUUCUCUCCCUUUUCCCUGCUUCCCUCCCUCUGUUCUUCUCUCCCUUUUCCCUGCUUCCCUCCCUCUGUUCUUCUCUCCCUUUUCCCUGCUUCCCUCCCUCUGUUCUUCUCUCCCUUUUCCCUGCUUCCCUCCCUCUGUUCUUCUCUCCCUUUUCCCUGCUUCCCUCCCUCUGUUCUUCUCUCCCUUUUCCCUGCUUCCCUCCCUCUGUUCUUCUCUCCCCUUUUCCCUGCUUCCCUCCCUCUGUUCUUCUCUCCCUUUCCCUGCUUCCCUCCCUCUGUUCUUCUCUCCCUUUUCCCUGCUUCCCUCCCUCUGUUCUUCUCUCCCUUUUCCCUGCUUCCCUCCCUCUGUUCUUCUCUCCCUUUUCCCUGCUUCCCUCCCUCUGUUCUUCUCUCCCUUUUCCCUGCUUCCCUCCCUCUGUUCUUCUCUCCCUUUUCCCUGCUUCCCUCCCUCUGUUCUUCUCUCCCUUUUCCCUGCUUCCCUCCCUCUGUUCUUCUCUCCCUUUUCCCUGCUUCCCUCCCUCUGUUCUUCUCUCCCUUUUCCCUGCUUCCCUCCCUCUGUUCUUCUCUCCCUUUUCCCUGCUUCCCUCCCUCUGUUCUUCUCUCCCUUUUCCCUGCUUCCCUCCCUCUGUUCUUCUCUCCUUCCUUCCUCCUGUUUCUCUCCCUUUCCCUGCUUCCCUCCCUCUGUUCUUCUCUCCCUUUUCCCUGCUUCCCUCCCUCUGUUCUUCUCUCCCUUUUCCCUGCUUCCCUCCCUCUGUUCUUCUCUCCCUUUUCCCUGCUUCCCUCCCUCUGUUCUUCUCUCCCUUCUUCCCUCCCUCUGUCUUCUCUCCCUUCAUCCCUCUGUUCUUCUCUCCCUUUCCCUGCUUCCCUCCCUCUGUUCUUCUCUCCCUUUUCCCUGCUUCCCUCCCUCUGUUCUUCUCUCCCUUUUCCUGCUUCCCUCCCUCUGUUCUUCUCUCCCUUUUCCCUGCUUCCCUCCCUCUGUUCUUCUCUCCCUUUUCCCUGCUUCCCUCCCUCUGUUCUUCUCUCCCUUUCCCUGCUUCCCUCCCUCUGUUCUUCUCUCCCUUUCCCUGCUUCCCUCCCUCUGUUCUUCUCUCCCUUUUCCCUGCUUCCCUCCCUCUGUUCUUCUCUCCCUUUUCCCUGCUUCCCUCCCUCUGUUCUUCUCUCCCUUUUCCCUGCUUCCCUCCCUCUGUUCUUCUCUCCCUUUUCCCUGCUUCCCUCCCUCUGUUCUUCUCUCCCUUUUCCCUGCUUCCCUCCCUCUGUUCUUCUCUCCCUUUUCCCUGCUUCCCUCCCUCUGUUCUUCUCUCCCUUUUCCCUGCUUCCCUCCCUCUGUUCUUCUCUCCCUUUUCCCUGCUUCCCUCCCUCUGUUCUUCUCUCCCUUUUCCCUGCUUCCCUCCCUCUGUUCUUCUCUCCCUUUUCCCUGCUUCCCUCCCUCUGUUCUUCUCUCCCUUUUCCCUGCUUCCCUCCCUCUGUUCUUCUCUCCCUUUUCCCUGCUUCCCUCCCUCUGUUCUUCUCUCCCUUUUCCCUGCUUCCCUCCCUCUGUUCUUCUCUCCCUUUUCCCUGCUUCCCUCCCUCUGUUCUUCUCUCCCUUUUCCCUGCUUCCCUCCCUCUGUUCUUCUCUCCCUUUUCCCUGCUUCCCUCCCUCUGUUCUUCUCUCCCUUUUCCCUGCUUCCCUCCCUCUGUUCUUCUCUCCCUUUUCCCUGCUUCCCUCCCUCUGUUCUUCUCUCCCUUUUCCCUGCUUCCCUCCCUCUGUUCUUCUCUCCCUUUUCCCUGCUUCCCUCCCUCUGUUCUUCUCUCCCUUUUCCCUGCUUCCCUCCCUCUGUUCUUCUCUCCCUUUUCCUGCUUCCCUCCCUCUGUUCUUCUCUCCCUUUCCCCUGCUUCCCUCCCUCUGUUCUUCUCUCCCUUUUCCCUGCUUCCCUCCCUCUGUUCUUCUCUCCCUUUUCCCUGCUUCCUCCCUCUGUUCUUCUCUCCCUUUUCCCUGCUUCCCUCCCUCUGUUCUUCUCUCCCUUUUCCCUGCUUCCCUCCCUCUGUUCUUCUCUCCCUUUUCCCUGCUUCCCUCCCUCUGUUCUUCUCUCCCUUUUCCCUGCUUCCCUCCCUCUGUUCUUCUCUCCCUUUUCCCUGCUUCCCUCCCUCUGUUCUUCUCUCCCUUUUCCCUGCUUCCCUCCCUCUGUUCUUCUCUCCCUUUUCCCUGCUUCCCUCCCUCUGUUUCUUCUCUCCCUUUUCCCUGCUUCCUCCCUCUGUUCUUCUCUCCCUUUCCCCUGCUUCCCUCCCUCUGUUCUUCUCUCCCUUUUCCCUGCUUCCCUCCCUCUGUUCUUCUCUCCCUUUCCCUGCUUCCCUCCCUCUGUUCUUCUCUCCCUUUUCCCUGCUUCCCUCCCUCUGUUCUUCUCUCCCUUUUCCCUGCUUCCUCCCUCUGUUCUUCUCUCCCUUUUCCCUGCUCCCCUCCUUCUGUUCUGCUCUCCAUAUUUCCCUGCUUCCCUCCCUUGUUCUUCUCUCCCUUUUCCCUGCUUCCCUCCCUCUGUUCUUCUCUUCCUUUUUCCCUGCUUCCCUCCCUCUGUUCUUCUCUCCCUUUUCCCCUGCUUCCCUCCUCUGUUCUUCUCUCCCUUUCCCUGCUUCCCUCCCUCUGUUCUUCUCUCCCUUUCCCUGCUUCCCUCCCUCUGUUCUUCUCUCCCUUUCCCUGCUUCCCUCCCUCUGUUCUUCUCUCCCUUUCCCUGCUUCCCUCCCUCUGUUCUUCUCUCCCUUUUCCCUGCUUCCCUCCCUCUGUAUCUUCUCUCCCUUUUCCCUGCUUCCCUCCCUCUGUUCUUCUCUCCCUUUUCCCUGCUUCCCUCCCCUCUGUUCUUCUCUCCCUUUUCCCUGCUUCCCUCCCUCUGUUCUUCUCUCCUUUUCCCUGCUUCCCUCCCUCUGUUCUCUCUCCCUUUUCCCUAG